AAUGUUGGCGCCAAAAUCUGCCGAAAGCAUUUGUAAACAAGCGCGAAGGAGUUUCACAUGCAAGUGUUGCAAAAAUGCUGGUUUCUGACCUCCGGAAGGAAUUCUACGACGUGAUUAGAGGAAAGCGCAUCCUUGUUCUCGCACAUUUCGACAUUGAUGGCAUAUGUGCGAGCAAAAUCCUACAGUCUCUCUUCCGCACCGACCACAUCCUGUACACAGUCGUUCCUGUCAAAACGCGAACAGAUCUCAUAAAUGCCUAUCAACAACAUGCUGAACAGAUUAAGCAUAUCAUCUUGCUAAAUUGCGGUGGAUGUGUAGACAUUGUGGACAUUCUCCAACCGCCAGAAGAUAUCAUCUUCUUUGUAGCUGACAACCAUAGACCCCUUGAUAUCUGCAAUAUUUACAAUGCUGAUCAGGUCCGAAUCUUGACAAAGUUAGGAGACGAUGAGGAAGUUCCAGCGUUUGACGAUAUCUUCCGAGAGGAUGAGAGUGAUGAGGAAGAGGAGAGUGAUGAGGAGGGGGGCAAGAGGCAGAGAUUUGACGAAGCGGCUCUUGAAAGGCGAAGAGCAAGGCGGCAGUGGGAACAACAACGUCACAAGAUUUUAUUUGACUAUACACAGUUCUCAUACUUUGGAAGCUCGACUGCUUCCUUGAUGUUUGAUAUUGCCUGGAAACUUUCCAAAGAUUCCAAUGAAUUACUAUGGUGGGCCAUUGUAGGGGAAAGUGAAUUAUUAAUGUCAGAUAGAAUUGAGCAAGAUAAGUACCUAUUGGUUGCGGCAGAACUACAGAACCAUGUCUCGCGUCUAAAUCACAAAAGUCAAGAUGAACAACCACUUGAUUGUUUGAGGAUCACAUUUGAAAAAGAAUUACAGCUGGGCCUUUAUCGUCACUGGAGUUUAGUGGAGAGUAUGCGACACUCACUCUAUACUGCCACCACUCUGAGGCUGUGGACCUUGAAAGGAGAGAAGAGACUGCAUGAGCUUCUGGCAGAAAUGGGACUUCCUUUGUCGCAGUGCAAGCAAAAAUACUGCGGAAUGGACGUUGCACUUCGUAAGGAACUUCAGUCCCUCUUAGAAUCAAAGGCAGAAAAGUAUGGUUUAGACAAUCUUCUUUUUGCAUCAUUUACUUUGUCACAUGGAUUUCGAAGUAAAUACAGUGCCUCGGACUAUGUGUAUGCAACAUUAGCUUUAUUGGAGACACCGGAAGAUGAGAAAACAGCAGCUGAUGCCUUUCUGGAUGUUUCAGAUAGCCUUAGCAUUACGAAAUUAUCGCUGCUGGAGAAGGGCAUCGAAACCAGCAAACAGCAGCUAGAAGCAGUGUAUCGGCAAAUGCAAACAUUCCUUGACAUGAACCAAGUGAUAUCUGCAGGACCUUUCCUUUAUGCUACUGUUAUUGAGGGAACUCCAGAUGCCAAGUUCUUUUCUUCCCCGCAUUGCAUCUCCCUCUUAGCGCGAUUUACUUUGAGGGCGCACGUAGCAAUAUCUCGAAGUAAGAAGUCUCGCUCAUUGCCGCUCAUCAUUACAACUCCAGAUGUGAAGACCUCCGAGUCUAACAUGUGUCUUGUUUGUGGAAUUCCACCGGUCUCUGAAGAAUCUCCAAGAAAUUUCUUUGGAAAAGCCUUUGAACAAGCUGCAGAUAAAACUGGUUCCAAAGCUGAAUUAGAAUUUUUUGAUACAAAUAUUAUACGACUGAGUGUGGAUGACCGUAGUAAGUUCUUUGAUGCUCUUAUCUCACUACUCAGCUAAGGGUCUUAUGACUUAUGGUUAGUAUUUCAUUAAGAAGAAGAAUGUGAAGAUCUUUAUUCAAAGUAGAUUAGUACUUAAAAUUUUGAUAUCAUAACACCUUUGUGAACAGGUUUUGAAUCUUCAAAUACUUUAUUUGUGUUUAUUAGAAUUUUCAGUGUAGAAUAAAUUUAUUUAUACCAUGCCCUUUUUCUAAUUUGUCUCAGAAGUGCAAAACAAAUAUUAACUGUGGUAGGCCAUUGGCAUAGACAUAUAAUGUAUAUUUUAAAUGUUUUUAUGCUUUAUUUUUUCAUCUUUUACAUAAAUUUUUGUUAGAACAUUUAAAUUGAUAAGCAGAUGAUUUGUAAAAUAAUCCAAGCAUUAAGAUCUAUCUUGUCACCCUGAAUGAGAUUGAAGAAACUUUAAAAGACACUGAAUUUUCGUUAAUGUUUUUAACCAUUUGUGUGUGAAAAGAAUUGAUAAUCAGCAACCUAUGAAUGAAAAUUUUCCCAGUGAAUUUGGUAAGUAGAGAGGAUAUAUCAUGACUUGUAGAAUAAGUAUUUUUAUGAUCAAAAUGUAGACAAUGAACAGUCCUUAUAUUUCAUGAGGCAAGAUAAUUCCUUGAUCAUUUUUAUUUUAUUUGGUUACUGAUUUAAUUUGCUUUUAUAUAACAAAUGCUAUAUAAAGUAAAUGGUUUGAGAAAAGGGAUUUAUAUUUCUUCUGCUUAAGAAUACUUGUUUUCACUUAAAAAAAAACAAAAACAAAGUAUCUGUUACACAUAAUGGACUACAGUGUAGUAUGACAGUAUGUAAGAAGCCCAGUGGAAGAAGCAAAAUAUAGUCAUUUACAAAACAAGGUCAAUAAAUUUCAGACUAGGUGCAAAACAUCAGCCACACAGUUAGACCAUAAUCUAUGAGACAAAACGAAUGAUUUCAAAAGCGCAGGGGGACUAGUUUAUAGUGUCUGCAAUUAUAUAUUGUAUUAAACUGUGAUAUGCAAUUGGUAUAUUCUGUAUAUUAUAUGCUUCAUCAUUAAUGAAUUGUCUUUCUAUAUUAUGCAACCUUCUUGUUUUUGUUUGUUUAUAACAUUUGUGGAGUUCAGUUUUUGUAUUUGUAAAAACGUUGCUUACUGCUUUAAUUAGAUGGGUCAUUAUUUUUAUAUAAACUCUCAUUAGUCAUCAUAGUUAUUAACUAGCAAUGCUUAUUAUAUAGAUAGAAGGGUGAAAAAGGUAUUUUUAUGCUUUUAACCAUUACCAGUGAUAAUCUCUAAUCACAGCUUUACUCCUUCAUUGGCUUGACCUUCAGUUGUCACUUUUAGCAGAUAAGCCGCAUUAUACAUUAGGCACAGCAGCUACUAUUGUAUAAUUUUCAGUAUCGUUACAUAUUUAUUGUAAUAUUUUUACAUGUACAAAUUGGGUAUCAUAAAAUAUUUACUAUUCAUAUAAAAAUAAUUGUGUUUUGGAUUGAAUGGGUGCUUUAUAAAUAUAUAGAAAAAAUGAUAAAACUAAGCCUUGGUGUGUUGACCCAUUAUGUGCCUGAUUUAGUUUUCAGGAAGGAUGUAUUGUGUAUAUACAGUAUUUUAAUAAAUUUAUAUGAACUUCAUGA
Molecule: messenger RNA, 3325 nt
Organism: Penaeus vannamei (Pacific white shrimp)
Lineage: Eukaryota; Metazoa; Arthropoda; Malacostraca; Decapoda; Penaeidae
Gene: Cdc45
Product: cell division cycle protein 45
Biological process (GO): DNA replication initiation; mitotic DNA replication preinitiation complex assembly; double-strand break repair via break-induced replication
Cellular component (GO): DNA replication preinitiation complex
Molecular function (GO): DNA replication origin binding; single-stranded DNA binding; chromatin binding
Source: RefSeq, a predicted model, not a curated record